Molecule: messenger RNA, 1909 nt
Organism: Cannabis sativa
Lineage: Eukaryota; Viridiplantae; Streptophyta; Magnoliopsida; Rosales; Cannabaceae
Exons: 2
Coding region: 57-395 (112 amino acids)
Source: RefSeq, a predicted model, not a curated record
GGGUUUCUUUCUCCUCUAACCUGAGCUGAGUCCCAAAAUACCUAUUAGCCAAGAAAAUGGCAGCUUCAGGAAGAUCAACAAUGGCGGUUCGCGCCUUCUUGAGAGCUACCCAAAGAGUCUCACCAUCACCAAGACCUUCGCUUUCAUCACCUUUCCUACCUCCUCCUCAGGCCCAGGCUCGAAUCUCAUCGACUCCAUUGAGGCUUUUGAGGCGAGAAUUGAGCUCUUUUAGACCUCUUCAUAGUGCCAUAGCUUCUGCUUGCCUAGUCUCGAAGCUUCCCAACGAUGUGGAUUCGUCUUCUGAUGGUUUGUUCUUUUUCCGUUUCUCUUCAAAAUUGUGUUCUUUUAUGCAAUUUCGACUGUAUUUUUUCAAUUCGAGUAUAGUUAAUUGGUGAUUGAUUGUACUUCAUUUGAAUUGUAUUUCAAUUUGGCAUGAUUUUAGUCUGAUCAACAAGCCAUAGUUUACUUGAGAUGGGUGUAGAAUUUAGUAAUUAGGUAGUUAUAGUAAGAAUUUAACUUGGUAAUCUUAAAUAUUCUAGUUCCAUUACCUUACAUGAGUUUUGUUUUGACUUAGAUAAGUUGAUUAUCAUGAAUUUAGACUUCAAAUUGGUCUUUUACCAAGCAAUUUUAAAUGUUAAUGAUAAGGCCCGAUUCCUCUCGUACAAGAACUAUUAGAGUUAGUCCUACAUUGAUAAUGUGUGAAAAUUAAUCGUCAUAUAUAAGAUGAAUGAGUUACUCUUCCCAUUGCUAAUUAGUUUUGAGAUGGAACCUCAUUCAUCUUAUCCCAAAUUCUAAUAUGGUAUCAAAGCCACUUGUAAUCUGUUGUGAGCCCAAAUGCCAUUGGUCUUUUCGUGAGGCACUUGUGUCUCUGUUUGUUAUACCCACUUUCCAGGCCCAAUAGCAGAAAAAUAGAGAGAACUUGUGUAUAGAUUGCUACUAGAAUAGAGAAUAUGUAGAAAAAUGACUCUCAAGUCUUGCAUAAACUCUCCCACUCUCUAUACUCACUUCUUUAUACUAUUCUAUUCUCAAUCAAAAACUAUCCUUCACUGCAAUGACUAACUACUCUUUCAUUCAAUCCUGGGUUUAACGAUCUGUAUUUGUUUCUUUGUAUAGAGACUCAUACCUCUGCUUAAGUGGGGUUUUAGGUGUGUGUGAUGAAUGGGAUGAUAUGCCUCUUAUAAGCUCUAUUUAUAUUUGGUUUAUGGGAAAAAUUGAUAUGCUAUGUUGAUCAUUUGAAUGUAGCACAACCUUAUACAGUUGUUAGUUCAACAAGAUCUUAAUAUGCAAUAAAUCAUUGAAGUGAACCAUUUUACAAUUAUAUCUGCUUGAAUUUUUUUCUAACAGAAAAAAAGAUGGUGGUAUUAAUGCGGAUAAUAGGAUUCCAUGCUAGGUUCUAUUUUUUGUUUUUGGGUUCUAUAUGUUUUGUGCUAUCAAAGUUAGCUUAGUGAAUUAUAAAUUUUUUCGGGAAAAAUGAAUUCGUGUUCAAUAAUUUCUUCUCAAUUUGAUGCAGGUCGAUUUGCUAACUAUCUCAGUCCCAUCUAGGAGGGAGCAAUGACAGAUAUUACUAGUCCAUUUCGGUUUUAUUUGAAAUUUUCAUACUAGCUCCUUGAGGUAAGUCCUUUCAGAAUCAGAACCCAUUUCUUUUGGAAGAACAAUAACACUAAAUGUAUGUUUUAGGUUAAAUAUCAAUUCAUUGGAUGAUAUUUUAUUUGGCGAUUUCGAUCCAACUCUCUUGGGUGGAUUUGUUUUUUCUUUUUCUAUUCUCUUGAUCUAUUGUUCUGCAGUAGUAAUAUGAUGUGAAAUGAUCAUAUGUAUUCCAUUGAAAAAAAAAAAAGUAAAAAAAAAUAAGAAUGAGGCUAUGUUGGGUUAUAUUAUUUUUUAUUAAAUAAAACAUUAUUAACACUCUAAA